AACAUUUCAUUAUCCAUUCUCUCAAUUUGACUCAAAUUUGUUAUUUUUCAUUAAUUAAGAAGAAAAAAAAAAUGUUGGCAAUAUUCAAAAAUGGUGUUGUUGAUCCACCAAAGGAGUUGCAAAGUCCAGCUUCAUUACAAGCAUCAAUUAAAGCUGCAACACCUGAAGAAACUAUGAAGAAUUUUUUAUCUGCAAAUCCAAAUAAUGGAUUUUCUAUUGGAUUUAUGAAUAAGGCUUUUUUAGCAUAUUCUAAUCCUUCAACUUCAUACAACACUUUGCCAAGGUUGUUUUGUGGUGUGAAUGACAUAUAUUGCAUUUUCUUGGGAAGUUUAAGCAACUUGUGUGCUUUAAACAAGCAUUAUGGGCUUUCAAAGUGUGCCAAUGAGGCCAUGCUUGUGAGUGAGGCCUAUCGGACCCUCCGUGAUAGAGGCCCAUACCCGGCCCAUCAAGUCCUCAAGGAACUUGAAGGUAGCUUUGGAUUUGUCAUCUAUGAUCACAAGGCUGAUACAGUCUUUGCUGCCCUUGGUGGUGAUGAAAAAGUUAAGCUCUUUUGGGGCAUAGCAUUUGAUGGAUCUGUGAUGAUAUCUGAUAAUGUGGAUCACAUUAAAGCAAGUUGUAUCAAAUCAUUUGCUCCAUUCCCAACUGGGUGCAUGUACCAUAGUGAAACAGGAUUGAAGAGUUAUGAACAUCCAAGUUACAAGAUGAAAGCAAUGCCAAGAGUUGAUAGUGAAGGUUCAAUGUGUGGAGCUUACUUCAAGGUUGAUGUUUACUCAAAAGUGAAUAGCAUGCCAAGAGUUGGAAGUGCAGCAAAUUGGGCAACUUGGGGCCAAUAGACAUAGUUUUGGUCGUUUGAGAUCUUUGGUCUUU
Messenger RNA from Solanum stenotomum, 867 nucleotides. RefSeq names its product stem-specific protein TSJT1-like. NCBI's taxonomy places the organism in Eukaryota, Viridiplantae, Streptophyta, Magnoliopsida, Solanales, Solanaceae. The coding region runs from base 72 to 833 and encodes 253 amino acids. The transcript has 4 exons. The record is from RefSeq and is a predicted model, not a curated record.